AUGAAACAGAUCGGUGUUAACAUCCACAAUCUUGUUGGUCAGGGAUAUGACGGAGCCGCUGUUAUGAGUGGAAAAUGUGCCGGUGUUCAAGAGAAAAUUAGAACAAUCGUUCCGCAGGCUCUCUAUGUGCACUGUUUUGCUCAUCGCCUAAACCUCGUGAUCGUUCAGGCAGUAAAAAGUGUUGUCCCAGUGGCUGAUUUCUUUGCUGCGUUGCAAUUGUGUUACAACUUUUUGAGCGGUUCCAAUGUCCAUUCAAGAUGGAUUGCAUUUCAGAAAGACAUGUAUCCUAACGAACAGCCGGUUGAAUUUAAAACAAUGUCAGAUACUAGGUGGCAUACCUAAUUUUAGUGUGCAGUGAUAACCAAUUUGUGCAGUGAUAAAAGUAAAAUGUGCAGUGAUAAAAUGUAAAAUGUGCAGUGAUAAAAUUUGCUUUGAUAAGUUGUUAAUUAACACAAGAGAAUGAUUUAAUUGAAAUUGAAAUGAUGACUGCCAAAUUAUCGAAUUAAAUAAUAGUAUAUGUUUUUUGUACGAAAAUCAUGAGAUUCAGGCAAUUUUUAGUUAAUAUAUGCCUUUUGGUAUGUCCGGAAAAAUUUUGGCGACGGGGGGGGGGGAAGGUCGCCAAAAAUUUCCGAAUAUUCGGAAAUUUUCUUAAGUCAUUCGGAAAUUUUUGGCAUAAAAUGUGCAGUGAUAAAAAAUUCUUAAAAUUAGGUAUGCUAGGUGGGCUUGUCAAGUGCGCGCCGUCAGUGCUAUAAAAUCUCGAUUUGAGUGCCUAAUUAAAUUUCUUCGUCAUGUUGAUAACACUGAUGAUAAUCGUGAGCGAGCACUAGUCGCUCGCAAUGUUUUAGAUCAAAUUGAUCAGAAAUUUAUUUAUUGCAUGCUCCUUAUGCAUGAUUUGUUACUUGAAGCAAAAGGGGCAUCUGACACGCUCCAAAGUCCCGAGCUUAAUUUUCUUGAAGCCGCAAAUCUUAUUGAAUCUCUUAUUGAGGAGCUGGAAACAUAUCGCUCAGAGCAGAAAUCAGUUGAUUACUUUGAAAAUUCUUUAGAUAUGGCAAAAGAAAAUAACCUAAGUUGUUGCACGAACCAAUCAGUACGACAGAGCACGGUCCCAAGUAACUUGGAUAAUUUUGUAAUUUUAACCUCGAUCGGCAAACGUGAUACUAUUUCAGGAUCGUCUGAUAUGAAAAAAGUAGUAUUAUAUCCUGUAAUUGAUGUUUUUCUAAGUGAGCUCAGAAGGCGUUUCAGUGAACAAAAUCUUGAAAUUUUUCGAUCACUUUCAGGUCUAGAUCCAACAUCAAACAAAUUUCUAGAUUUUGAUAGAAUUUCACCGCUUGCAAGGCAUUACAAUUUAAACUUAGCAGACAUCCAAAUGGAAACAAAACAAGCUAAAAGAAUGCUUGAGAAAAAAGGGAAAGUCUUUGAAACAAUCGAUGAAUUUGCGGAAUUUUUAAAUCCUUUAAACUUAGCAUUUUCGGAACUCUGUAAAGCUGUCAAAAUUGCUAUGACCCUUCCG
Paramuricea clavata is the source of this 1510-nucleotide messenger RNA. The record is from the annotation of a GenBank genome assembly. Lineage: Eukaryota; Metazoa; Cnidaria; Anthozoa; Malacalcyonacea; Plexauridae.